Molecule: messenger RNA, 2646 nt
Organism: Entelurus aequoreus (snake pipefish)
Lineage: Eukaryota; Metazoa; Chordata; Actinopteri; Syngnathiformes; Syngnathidae
Gene: zmynd19
Product: zinc finger, MYND-type containing 19
Exons: 6
Coding region: 180-863 (227 amino acids)
Source: RefSeq, a predicted model, not a curated record
AUCGCGCCCUCCUUUUCUGCGCCAACAGCGGUGUGUCAAACCCAGCGAGGCCGGGCUGCCUGCCGCCGGAGAGACCCGGAGACCCGAACGGUAUCGCAGCGGGGUUUAGGGGGCUUCCUCCCCCGGAUAAAAUUACCCCCCCCUCUGAAAGGUGUUCUAGUCGGCUCACUGCUCUCCUGAUGUCGGACUUUAAGCUCGGGAUUGUUCGGCUCGGCCGUGUGGCCGGGAAGACAAAGUACACGCUGAUCGAUGAGCAGGACAUCCCACUGGUGGAGAACUAUGCCUUUGAGGCACGCAUGGAAGUCGAUGCUGACGGCAACGGUGCCAAGAUCUUUGCCUACGCUUUUGAUAUUGGCAAAGGCCGCUGGGCGGGGAGACCGCUGCAUGAGCUGCUCUGGGAGAAACACAGAGGAGGGAUUGCUCCAAGUUUUCAAGUGAUCCACAUCAACGCUGUGACGGUUGACAACCGGCUAGACAACCUACGACUGGUGCCUCUCGGUUGGAGCCCCAAGCCGGAGGAGAUUUCAAGCAAACAAAGGGAGCAGUCACUGUACUGGCUGGCCAUCCAGCAGGUUCCGGCCGACCCGGUGGAGGAGCAGUACCUGGAGCUGAGCCGCACACGCUACUACAACGCCAACGGCGAGCUAGUGGAGGAGGAGGAGUGCUCGUGCACGUACUACGAGUGUCACUACCCGCCGUGUUCGCUCAUCGAGAGGCGGCUUCGCGAGUUCAAUAUCUGCGGACGCUGCCAAGUGGCCCGCUACUGCGGCUCCCAGUGCCAGCAGAGGGACUGGCCCGCCCACAAGAAGCAGUGUCGAGAGCGCAAGCGGGCGCUGGCGUUGGAGUCGGAGCCCGAGCGGUGAUCUUAUCGUUGCCUCGGAAGGGAAGGGACGGUGGCGGGGUGGGACCCGGUGGGUGGAAAUGGGGUCUUGAUAAGCGGGUUGUGCGUAAGAGACAACCACAAGCGACAUUGCGCUUGCCUGACGAAUGGGAUGCAGAAUGAAACGGAGGGUGCACUAAGAUGGACACCUGCCACUUCCCAGAACAGUCAAUUCUUCAUGGCUUGCUUCUCACGUGGACGACAGGAACGUUUAGUUUUUUUUCUCGGGGAGGCAUUCUCGAGCUCAACCUGCUGCUGCUAAUCGUUCCGAGAGGUAUCGACUUGUCUUGCCGACCAACCGGAAUAUAGCUUCUUUUGGACCGCACGGACAUCCUCACCCGGUUCCGUUGAGGAGGCUUCCUCUGCUAAACGGGUCGAACCCCUCGGGGGCGCUGCAACGGGACCAUGUCACUGUAUUUCCAGUGGGGCACGCGGCCGCCCUCCUCACACAACCUUUUUUGUCUGCUGUUGCCGCCACCACCCCAUCAGAAUGGAUGACACUAACAGUAUUGUGCGUGCGUGCGCGUGUGUGUGUGCGCUCAUGAGUGAACACGUCUUCUUAAAGGGGCCAUAUUGCCGUUAAAAUGUUGUUUAAUUUGUCACUGUUUCAUUGUAAAGUAGCUGCUAAAUUGUGGCAUUUUCUUUGAUAUCUUUAUUAUGAUGGUACAAAGUUUCCAAAAACAAAAACUACCUACUAAAUUCUCCACUCGCUGGCAAUAUUUGGUACUCCUUUUGUUUUCUACUUCACGACACAACUUAACAUUCAUCACAGGUGUAAGCAAUUUAAGAAAUCCCUUCAUUUUCAAUAACUUGUGUGUGCACAUGUGGAGUUCCUUGUGAGCGUGUGUGUGUGUGUGUGUGUGUGUGUGUGUGUGUGUGUGUGUGUGUGUGUGUGUGUGUGUGUGUGUGUGUGUGUGUGUGUGUGUGUGUGUGUGUGUGUGUGUGUGUGUGUGUGUGUGUGUGUGUGUGUGUGUGUGUGUGUGUGUGUGUGUGUGUGUGUGUGUGUGUGUGUGUGUGUGUGUGUGUGUGUGUGUGUGUGUGUGUGUGUGUGGAGCACGGGGGUAUUUUUCUGAAGAAAUUCUAUCAGUGGAGCUAUAUUUAUUUAAAACAUUGAUUGUGAAAGCCUAUUUAGCCCAGAUGAUAUUUGAAGGCAAACUGAAGUGGACAAUAUGGGACCUUUUUCAGCAUUUUUUAUGACUUAUUUGGGGUAAAGGGUUUACUACUUGAUUAUGUGUUAUUUAGUCACGACCUUCAAAGUUUGUUUUUUUUGCACGCUGUCACGGAAAUCUUCCAUGCGUCUCGAACUUUAAAACUUGAAUCCUCCCACCCCUACCCCGGACUCUUUUUUUGUUGUAUUUUAUUUCAGAGACUAUUUUUAAUUAUGAACUGUUGUCAAAUUUGCCUUCCACCUUCUGCUCACAAUGCUUAAAUGUGUCCUCGCUGAGGAGUCCAGACACUUUUGGAGCAUGUUAUGUCCCCACAUUUACAUGCGACUCGUUGAUUGUGUAAUGUAUGUUUGCGUGCGUGUGAGAGGACAGGUUUUCACCACUGCACUAAAAAGUUAGCUCCCAUGUUAGCACAUUUGUCGUUGAUGGGGUGUGAGUUGGACAUUGUCUGAUUUAUUUUAUUUUAUUUUGGUUGGUUUUGUAAGAGUAGGAACAUAAAUCACUUAGAAAUAAAGAGCUACAAUAUGUGAAUAGAGUUGAGGAGGGGAUAACACAAUUGCUUUUCCAAUGUAAAAUGAUUAUAAAUAAAAAUGAACCACA